AUGCUAUCUGGGCCCGUGCGGGUGCAGCCAGAGAUCAGGUAUGUUGCCGAAGUCGUGGUUUUGGUCACCACACUUGGUGCCAAGCGUGUGGAGUACAACGCGGGUAAACGUGCGAGGGACCUUCUUGAGAUCAAGGGCGUCCACCACAAAGUCAUCGAUUUCAACCGCGAUGCGAGACAAGCUGGGACUGGAGAUGCCGAGAACAAGGCAAUCCAGAAGUUGAUGGAAGACAGGAGGCUUCAGACCGGUGGCAACAACGACCUGAUCCUUCCGCAGGUCUUCAUUGAUGGCAACUACGUGGGCAAUGCUUCAGACCUACAGGGCCUGGAGGAUGAUGACCUGCUGGAGAACAUCCUUCUCCGUAGAGUGUGCGUGAGAUGCGGCUCAACGAGAAGGACCCCCGACAUGACCCAGUGCCCGAUGCCGGCUUGCGGGGCCAGCUAUCAGGAGAUCUUGCCAGGCGAGAUGACCAUAAGUCAGGCCCUGCAGGAGUUAGCACACCACGAUGAUGAUUUCGACGAUGAGUACUACGAAGAUGGCGAAGAAGAAUUUGCGGAGGAGGAUGACGUCAUGCCGACUGUCACCAAGUCCUUCACCGAGUUUCCUGAAGAGCGACGUGCUCGCAUGGCCGGAUAUGGCGGUGGUGCUGCCGCUGGAGCUCCGGACAGGUUGGGCCAAAGCCAAGGUCUGCCGAUGCAAGCGACCCAGCUGCCGCUGGAUCCUGCGCUGCAGGAGACAGCAAGGUUUGCGCUGGGAGAGCAGGUGCAGUACUGGAGCGAUUCAAAGAAUCGCUGGAUGGAUGCUGUUGUGGAGGGCAUCCGGCUCAAGGAGGGCAGCGUUGUUUACGACCU
Messenger RNA from Symbiodinium pilosum, 851 nucleotides. The record is from the annotation of a GenBank genome assembly. NCBI's taxonomy places the organism in Eukaryota, Dinophyceae, Suessiales, Symbiodiniaceae.